AUGGAGACCAACAAUUUAAAUAAACAAAAUGAGGAGAUUGAAGCAUUAAGUGCUAUAUACGGCGACGAUUGGACCAUGGAGAGCGACAAAACGAGGUCGUAUAGCAUAACAAUAUAUGAAAAGAAAUAUGAAGUUGUUCUGUAUGUGACUAUGCCAGAGGAUUACCCUUCGCAGUCACCACCCAGCUACGAAUUUUCUGCUCCAUGGAUGGACAGAAAAGACAAAUCAGAGCUGCAUCAAGCCUUAGACGAAAUCUAUUUAGAGAACAUAGGAAAAUCUGUUGUGUAUCAAUGGGUGGAGAAAAUAAGAGAAGUACUACAGACUAUAAAGCCAAAAAAGAGACAAAAAGUAAACAAAACAACUAAAUCCAAAUCACCUCCCACAGUAUCUUCAGAUACAUCAUUGGUACAUAGUGACUGUCCAGAGAUAACUCAUGGUGAGGUUAUCGUGGAUAGGAAGAGUAUAUUCCAAGGUCAUGCGGCAGAAGUCCACUCGAUUGAUGAUGUAAAGUAA
This is a messenger RNA of Spodoptera litura, 513 nucleotides long. Its product is annotated as protein IMPACT-like. Gene Ontology annotation, biological process: GCN2-mediated signaling; regulation of translational initiation. Gene Ontology annotation, molecular function: protein binding. NCBI's taxonomy places the organism in Eukaryota, Metazoa, Arthropoda, Insecta, Lepidoptera, Noctuidae. Gene Ontology annotation, cellular component: cytoplasm. The record is from RefSeq and is a predicted model, not a curated record.